AUGCAGCAAAAGAGCGAGAGAGGCGAUGGCAGCCCGGGCGCCGCGCGCGCAGCCACCGGCACAGCUGGCUCCCACUCUAGCAGCGAAGAGUUUGAGAGCGAAGAACAGGAAUUUUCUGAUAUGACCGGAACUAGCGAGUUGGAAGACAUGAGCUGGGUCGAGUGGUUCUGUACGCUGAAAGGCAACGAACUGUUUGUCGUCGUCGACGAGGACUUCAUUCGAGACGACUUCAACCUCACAGGGCUCGCGAGUCAAGUUCCGCUUUUCGAGGAGGCUCUCGACAUCGUGCUGGACAAUGAGCAGUCUGAGGAAGAAGAAGACGAAGAGGAGCAGCGGAAGUCUGCAAUGGCUGAGCAGGCUGCAGAGCUCCUCUACGGCCUCGUUCACGCGCGCUUCUUAGCCACAGCGAGAGGUUUGCAGCUGCUGCAGCAGAAAUACGCGCAGAAGCAGUUCGGCGUCUGUCCGAACAGCGCAUGCGAGGGCUGGGCUCUCUUGCCGACGGCGUUGACUGACACGCCCAACAAACACACCGCUAAAGUCUUCUGCGCCAAGUGCUGCGAGCUUUACAACCCGCCGAAGGGUAGCCGGCUGAACUACUUGGACGGCGCGUACUUCGGGACCUCCAUCGCCCAGAUUUUCUACAUGCAGUUUCCGUUCCUCUUGCCGCCUCCUCGCGCGGCGAGUGCUUCGCCGACGCCAUACUACGUCCCCACGGUCUACGGCUUCAAAGUGUCUCCGCAAGUCAAGACGCGCCUGAGGCUUCAACAAGUCCCCCGGGUGAUUCAGCAGGCGCAGCAGCGGGCCGAUGAAGAGAGACAGGCUCUCCUGGGCAGCCCCAGCGCCGCAGCCGCCGCCGCCGGAAUCUCCGUAGCCGCGGUCGCCGAAAGCGGCGCCGCCCUUACGGUUCCAGAAGAGAGACGAUGA
This is a messenger RNA of Besnoitia besnoiti, 924 nucleotides long. Its product is annotated as ck2 beta subunit. NCBI's taxonomy places the organism in Eukaryota, Apicomplexa, Conoidasida, Eucoccidiorida, Sarcocystidae. The record is from RefSeq and is a predicted model, not a curated record. Gene Ontology annotation, cellular component: protein kinase CK2 complex; cytoplasm. The transcript has 5 exons. Gene Ontology annotation, molecular function: protein kinase regulator activity. Bases 1 to 924 code for a protein of 307 amino acids.